This is a messenger RNA of Dracunculus medinensis (Guinea worm), 1053 nucleotides long. NCBI's taxonomy places the organism in Eukaryota, Metazoa, Nematoda, Chromadorea, Rhabditida, Dracunculidae. The record is from the annotation of a GenBank genome assembly.
AUGGCACCUCAGAAUCCAAGCGUUGUUCUUUAUGGCAAAGGCGAUAUCCGUAUUGAAGAUCGACCUAUACCCGUACCAAAACCAAAUCAAUUACUUGUGAAAGUUCAUACUGUUGGUAUUUGUGGUUCAGACGUACAUUAUUACACGCAUGGUUCCAUUGGUAGAUUUGUCGUUAGAGAACCAAUGGUACUAGGACAUGAAACUAGUGGAAUCGUCGUUGGAAUGGGAUCUGAUGUCAAAGGGUUCGCUGUUGGCGAUCGCAUAGCACUCGAACCUGGAAUUCCUUGUCGACAAUGUGAAUUUUGCAAAACUGGUCGGUACAACCUUUGUCCAGAUAUGGUUUUUUUUGCAACUCCGCCAGUGAAUGGCUCACUUGCUCGCUAUAUUGUUCAUGAUUCGGACUUCUGUUUUAAGCUUCCUGAUAAUGUUACAAUGGAAGAAGGAGCCCUUAUGGAACCAUUAAAUGUCGCAAUUCAUUCUUGCCGACGAGCAAAUCUUGUUGCUGGUCAAACACUGCUUGUGCUUGGUGCAGGCCCAAUUGGAUUGCUGAACAUAUUAACAGCGAAAGCGAUGGGCGCAGCUAAAGUAUAUGCAACAGACAUUAUGGAAGCCCGUUUGAAACUCGCAAAGGAAAUUGGUGCAGAUGGUGUUUUUAACGUAAAAAAUAAAAGUCCAGCAGAUGCAGCAAAGGAAAUUAUUAAAAGCAUUGGAUUUCAACCAGAUAAUGUUAUUGAAUGCACUGGUUUUGCUGCUAGUAUUGAAGUUGGUAUAACGACGGUGAAAAAUGGUGGAACGAUAGUUUUGGUCGGUCUUGGUGCAGAUCGCGUUGAAAUGCCAAUCGUUGAGGCAACAUGUAAAGAAAUCGAUCUUCGUGGAAUCUUUCGCUAUGUCAAUUGCUACCCAACGGCUAUCGAAAUGGUAGCAUCUGGACGUCUUAAACUAGAUAAACUGACAAGAGCUCAUUUCAAGUUUGAAGAUUCAGUUAAAGCAUUCGAGAAAUCAUCAACUGGAGACGUCGUCAAAGUCUUUAUUCAUUAUGAUGAAUCGUCCUAA